Hevea brasiliensis (rubber tree) is the source of this 1267-nucleotide messenger RNA. RefSeq lists its product as uncharacterized. The record is from RefSeq and is a predicted model, not a curated record. Lineage: Eukaryota; Viridiplantae; Streptophyta; Magnoliopsida; Malpighiales; Euphorbiaceae. Bases 119 to 856 code for a protein of 245 amino acids. The transcript has 3 exons.
UAAAACAAUUCGGAAUGAGACGGGCAAAAAAACUUGGAUUAAAAACCCGUCCCGUUUCCCUUAUCUGUGUUGUGAGUGUCGUACAAGCAGGCGUGAACACACAGAAAACAGGAAACCAAUGGAGAGCAACGGUCAAGAGGAGAAGACGAAAACAGUAAGCAAGGAACAAGUAAUUGCGAAACUCAAGGACGACGGCGACUUCGAUAAUCUUCGUCUCAAGAUAAUCCGCAAGCUUAAAGACAAUGAAGAAUUGCGCAAUAGCAUUAUUUCCAUUGUGAGGCAGUCAGCAGCUCUUAACCGUGCAGGGGCUGAAAACAUGAAACCCAGGCAACUUUCGGAUGCCAUAUAUAAUGAGGUUGGGAAUGAAAUGAUGAGUAAGCUUUCUGAUGGUGUGUGGGAAAUAAUUAGAUCAGGUGAUGGCAUGAAAAAUGAAAUAACAGAGACUGUACAGUCUGUCUAUAAUAAGUUGGUGGAGCCUAAAAGGAAGGAGGUGGGUGAAUCUUCUACUCAUGGAGUGGCGCUGGUUCAGAAUGAAGCUGACAAUAAGGGCCUUGUCAAGGACUCAACUGUUGCAGUGGAUGAUAACUUGUCUGAUGGUGAACUCCAAGAACCACCAGGAUUCUCUUUGUCCAUUAAUCAUCAGAACAACCAUGAACUCAAAGAGGAGUUGGAGCAGCCUAUGCAUUGCCAAGGGACUGUGGAAGAACGGAAGGAAGGGGUUAACCACUCAAAAGAUAAGCUGGAGGCUGAUGAUGUUGAUCCUGGUUUGCCACCUGGCUUUUCUACAGAUAUUGAGCAAAAGCAGCCAUGUGACGAUUGUGAUGAGGACCCUGAUGUGCCUCCUGGUUUUGGUUGAUGAGUCAGAUUCAAUGCAGUAUGUUGACACUGUUUUAGUGUUUGAUGGUGACCAUGAACGAUGUAGCUAUGAAUAUGACUGGAGGAUUCCUUUUGCCUCCUUAGAAGCUUGAAAUGGAUCAAACUUGAAGAUCAGGUGAUUUUGGUAUUUUUCUCAUGCUAUUGGGUUUUUUGAUUUAGAAUAUUUACUCAGAGCUUUGUUGGGAAAGCAAAUUAUAAGAUUCUGAGUUUGACAGGGUUAUUCUCAUUGGAUUCCUGCAUUAUGAAAAAUCUAUUGGAGGCCAUUGAUAAUGCGAAGUCCUUUUCCUGAAUUUUGGGUUCAUUAGUGUGUAUUCGCAUUAUCGUUUAAGUUCAUACCAUGUGCUGUUAUUUCAAUCAACAAUCAAUGGCAGCAAACUAUUCUUUUGUGCCA